AUGUCUAGUGACAAAGACGUAAGUCAAGAGUGGUCUAAACUUAAGCCUGCUCCACCACCGCCACCAUCGCCUUCCAAUUCGCAUUCAAAUUAUCAACCUUCAACAGCACCGUCAACGCUUCUUCCACCUUCGACGGUAUCCUCAACAACAUCAUCUGAACACGCCGUACGCGCAAUACGUGAAGGUUUGGGUUGGUUACCAGCAGAAAAGUUGGAUCAAAUGGAUACGCAAAAGCUCAAACGUCUCGUGAUGAAAGCGAUUGGCGAAGAUAGUGAUGAUGCUGAGACUGUUCGUCCUCCUACCGUGAUUGAUAAUUCUGCUUGGUUUGUGAAGCAUAGUGGACCUUUGCCUGUUGGAUGGAAAGCAGAAUAUGAUACCAAUCAACAAGCAUGGUAUUUCUACAAUGGUGCAACCACCACCUGGACUGACCCGCGUGCCAAUACGCAAUUCGCACAAACUGAUCCAGCUACCAUGCGUGCAUAUGCUGAAUGGUAUGCCAAUACUUAUGCUUUGUCUUAUGCCACUAUGCAAUUUGCACAAGGUGGGGAAGGACCGGUUGCGAAGGAAUUGAAAAGGGAAAAGAGACGUGCACGAGAGUACAAGAAUAUAAAAACAUUGAUUGAUGAAGCAAGUAGAAGAAUUCAAGAAGCAACUGAUCAAGACGAAAAGAGACAGGCUGAAAUUGAUUUAGCAAGAGCGCAAGGAAUGUUGGACCGCUUACGUGCAGAUGAUGAAGCGAAGAAUUAUCCCUCUGCUUUUCAUAAUGUACGUUCGCCAUCAGUACCUCUUCACGGUUCGAUGAUGAUGAAAGGCAGUUCCGUGCCAACUCCGUAUGGAAUGCCAGAGCAACUGUUUGCGUGGGAUAUGCAUAUGCGAUCGACAAUGCCGACAGAGGCCUUGGCAACUGUUUUCCCACCACAAAAGCGAUGA
Meira miltonrushii is the source of this 930-nucleotide messenger RNA. RefSeq lists its product as uncharacterized. NCBI's taxonomy places the organism in Eukaryota, Fungi, Basidiomycota, Exobasidiomycetes, Exobasidiales, Brachybasidiaceae. The transcript has a single exon. The record is from RefSeq and is a predicted model, not a curated record. The coding region runs from base 1 to 930 and encodes 309 amino acids. Gene Ontology annotation, molecular function: protein binding.